Messenger RNA from Mugil cephalus (flathead mullet), 624 nucleotides. RefSeq names its product urotensin-related peptide 1 (gene urp1). NCBI's taxonomy places the organism in Eukaryota, Metazoa, Chordata, Actinopteri, Mugiliformes, Mugilidae. The coding region runs from base 52 to 462 and encodes 136 amino acids. Gene Ontology annotation, molecular function: hormone activity. Gene Ontology annotation, cellular component: extracellular region. The record is from RefSeq and is a predicted model, not a curated record. Gene Ontology annotation, biological process: regulation of blood pressure; blood vessel diameter maintenance. The transcript is spliced from 5 exons.
UGGUCGCCUUAAGGAAUAGUCCAGAUCCGGUCUUCUGAGCAUAGAGACAUCAUGCUUUCUGCAGCACUGUUUUACCUCGUAGUUGUGAUUUGUUCUGCAACAUGGACACAUGCUCUGCCUCUGUACUCUGAGCCCAAUCUGGAGCCACGGGCAGAUUUUAUUCAGAAAUUAGUGUCAGAAGUGGAGGACGGAGCCAACCCAGCUGAAGGGGACCAGAGGGACGUGAAUGAUCUGUAUCCUCUACUGAUGCAUCAUAACGGAGGGAGAGACUCCUGGAAUAAAGGGGCAAAAGAUUCACCUCAACAGGACAAGUUCGCAAACAUGGUGGAGGAUCUGAAGGAGGUUGUCCUGAAGCUGGCGGCGGCCGACAAGCUUCGCUCUCAGGGUUUUCUCAGAUCAGAGCAGAACCUGCCAAAAACCAACAAAAGAGCGUGCUUCUGGAAAUACUGUGUGACCAACUAGAGCACAGCGGCCGGACGUUUGCUGUGAUCCCGGUCAGACACACCCUCCCUGUCCAUCGAGCAUGUUUAUCGUCCUCACUGGAUCAACAGAAGAUAUAUUUUUGAAGCUGUAAAAGGGUCUUUUUUUGUGGCUGAAAAUAAACUUGAAUGUCAGAAAAUGCCA